AGCCGGCCGCGAUGGACGCGGUCUUGGAGCCCUUCCCGGCCGACAGGCUGUUCCCCGGAUCCAGCUUCCUGGACUUGGGGGAUCUGAACGAGUCGGAUUUCCUCAACAAUGCGCACUUCCCCGAGCACCUGGACCACUUUGCAGAGAACAUGGAGGACUUCUCCAACGACCUGUUCAGCAGUUUCUUUGAUGACCCUGUGCUGGACGAGAAGAGCCCUCUCCUGGACAUGGAACUGGACUCCCCCACGCCGGGCAUCCAGGCCGAGCACAGCUACUCCCUAAGCGGUGACUCGGCGCCUCAGAGCCCUGUCGUGCCCAUCAAGAUGGAAGACACCACCCAAGAUGUGGAACAUGGAGCGUGGGUGCUGGGGCACAAACUGUGCUCGGUCAUGGUGAAGCAGGAGCAGAGCCCGGAGCUGCCCGUGGACCCUCUGGCCGCCUCCUCGGCUAUGGCCGCCGCCGCCAUGGCUACCACCCCGCUGCUGGGCCUCAGCCCCCUGACCAGGCUGCCUGUCCCCCACCAGGCCCCAGGAGAGAUGACUCAGCUGCCAGUGAUCAAAGCCGAGCCCCAGGAGGUGAACCAGUUCCUCAAAGUGACACCAGAGGACCUGCUGCAGAUGCCCCCGACGCCCCCCAGCAGCCAUGGCAGCGACAGCGACGGCUCCCAGAGUCCCCGCUCUCUGCCCCCCUCCAGCCCUAUCCGGCCCAUGGCCCGCUCCUCCACGGCCAUCUCCACCUCUCCACUCCUCACUGCCCCUCACAAAUUACAGGGGACGUCGGGGCCGCUGCUCCUGACGGAGGAGGAGAAGCGCACCCUGGUUGCUGAGGGCUACCCCAUCCCCACCAAACUCCCCCUCACCAAAGCCGAGGAGAAGGCCUUGAAGAGAGUCCGGAGGAAGAUCAAGAACAAGAUCUCGGCCCAGGAGAGCCGCCGUAAGAAGAAGGAGUACGUGGAGUGCCUAGAAAAGAAGGUGGAGACAUUUACAUCUGAGAACAAUGAACUGUGGAAGAAGGUGGAGACCCUGGAGAAUGCCAACAGGACUCUGCUCCAGCAGCUGCAGAAACUCCAGACUCUGGUCACCAGCAAGAUCUCCAGACCUUACAAGAUGGCCGCCACCCAGACGGGGACCUGCCUCAUGGUGGCAGCCCUGUGCUUCGUCCUGGUGCUGGGCUCCCUCGUGCCCUGCCUCCCUGAGUUCUCCUCUGGCUCCCAGACUGUGAAGGAAGACCCGAUGGCCACUGACAGCAUCUACACCGCCAGUCAGAUGCCCUCCCGGAGCCUCCUGUUCUACGAUGAGGGAGCGGGCUCAUGGGAGGAUGGCCGCAGUGCCCUGCUGCCCGUGGAGCCCCCGGAUGGCUGGGAGAUCAAGCCCGGGGGGCCGGUGGAGCAGCGACCCCAGGACCACCUGCAACAUGACCACCUGGACAGCACCCACGAGACCAGCAAGUACCUGAGUGAGGCCUGGCCAAAGGACGUCGGUGGGAACAGCACGGGCCCUGACUUCUCCCACCCUAAGGAGUGGUUCCACGAGAGGGAUCUGGGUCCCAACACCACCGUCAAGCUCUCCUAGGCCGUGCCAAGACCCAGGACACAGGGCGUACCCUCUGGUACUCAGAAGAGGGGUCGUCCUGCUCACCAACCCGGAUCCGGCUCGUACCCCUGCCCCCUGGGGUCCCCUCCCAGGAGAAAGGGUUCCACUCCCCACCCCCUACCAGCCCCUCUUUGCCCCAGAUCUUGACUGGGGCCCCCCUUCCCCCCAUAUUUGGACUGUUCCCUUGGGCCAACCACUCUGUUCUCACCCCCUCCCUCCCACAACCAUCCGUCCUUCUCAGAUAAACCACUCACUGGGUUACCCACCUCCUUUCUUAUAAUGACCAAGAGGACCACUGCCUCCCUGCCCCACCGCGACCACAUACAUACACACAGACACAUCAACAGACCAACUCACUAAGCCCCUCCCCGCCCCCCCCACUGUACAGAGACCAAGAACAGAAAUUGUUUGUAAAUAAUGAACCUUAUUUUUUAUUAUUGCCAGUCCCUAAGAUAUUGUAUUUUACAAGUCUCCCUCCUACCUUCAACCCUCCCUUGUUUUGUAUUUUAUGAAGUUAGUGCGGGCUUCGCUGCUCCCUGGCCCAGGAGAGAGGGUCCCCCCACCCAGAACCCCUCACCUGGCCUCCCCCUUGCCGCUGCCCAAGCCGCUGGGCCUUUUUAACUGCCAAACCGCUUCACCCAUCAGCUCAGCACAUGCUUUAA
Molecule: messenger RNA, 2254 nt
Organism: Budorcas taxicolor (takin)
Lineage: Eukaryota; Metazoa; Chordata; Mammalia; Artiodactyla; Bovidae
Gene: CREB3L1
Product: cAMP responsive element binding protein 3 like 1
Exons: 12
Coding region: 12-1571 (519 amino acids)
Biological process (GO): regulation of transcription by RNA polymerase II
Molecular function (GO): DNA-binding transcription factor activity, RNA polymerase II-specific; cAMP response element binding
Source: RefSeq, a predicted model, not a curated record